AUGGCGGAAAAAGACGAGGACCAGAGGACCGUCGUCUUCUUCCACCCAGACCUCGGCAUCGGCGGCGCUGAGCGUCUCGUCGUCGACGCCGCGGUCGGUCUGCAGAACCGCGGCCACAAGGUCGUCAUUUUCACCAGCCACUGCGACAGGAGCCACUGCUUCGAGGAAGCUCGCGAUGGAACCCUCGACGUCCGCGUCCGCGGCAACUGGAUUGUCCCCGCCUCCAUCUUCGGCCGCCUGACCAUCCUCUGCGCCAUCCUGCGCCAGCUCCUCCUCAUCGUUCAAAUCUAUGCCACCCGCGAGCUACAGUCCCUAGAACCCGACACCUUCUUCGUCGACCAGCUCAGCGCGGGCCUGCCGCUGCUGCAGUACCUCGUCCCCAAGGCGCCCAUCCUCUUCUACUGCCACUUCCCCGACAUGUACCUCGCCCUCGGCCGCGAGAAGUGGUGGAAGCGCCUCUACCGCGUGCCGUUCGACUGGAUCGAGGAGUGGAGCAUGGGCUUCGCCGAGGAGAUCGCCGUCAACUCGGGCUUCACAAAGGGCGUCGCGACCAAGGCCUGGCCGAAGCUGGCGAAGCGCAAGAACUUCAAGGUCGUCUACCCCUGCGUCGACGUCACGCCGAAGAAGAGCGACACCACCAAGAUGAUUGGCGAGGGCAAGGACAAGGAGGAAGAGGAGGCCAUCUGGACGGAUAAGAACAUCAUCCUCAGCAUCAACCGCUUCGAGAGGAAGAAGGACGUCGCGCUCGCCGUAAAGGCCUUUGCUGCGCUCCCCGCGGACAAGAGGAAGGGCGUGCGGCUGGUGAUUGCGGGCGGCUACGACCUCCGCAGCAUCGAGAACUGCCAGUACCACAAGGAGCUCGAGAAGCUGGCGGCGUCCUACGGCCUCGAGACCUUUACCGCCAAGAACAUCAUCACCGCGCUGUCGGCGCCGGCGCACAUCCCGGUGCUGUUCCUGCUGUCCAUCCCCUCGAGCCUCAAGGACUCGCUCCUGCGGUCGGCCAAGCUUUUGGUCUACACGCCCUCCAACGAGCACUUCGGCAUCGUGCCCCUCGAGGCCAUGCUCGCCGGCGUCCCUGUGCUGGCGGCGAACACGGGCGGGCCCACGGAGACGGUCAUGGACGGCGUCACGGGCUGGCUGCGCGAGCCGGACCAGGUCGAGCAGUGGACGGCGGUCAUGGACAAGGUGCUCAACGGCAUGAGCCGGGCGGAGCUGGAGAAGAUGGGCAGGGACGGGCAGCAGCGCGUGCGCGUCGGGUUCGGGCAGGAGAAGAUGGCGGAGCGGAUCGAGAGAAUACAGGACGACAUGGCGGCGGCGCAGAGGGUGCCGCCCCUGAUGAACGCCGUGCUCAACUUUGUGGGCAUUGGCAUGUUCUUCACGCUGGGCCUGGUCACGUCGCAGAUGUUUGCCAACGCGCGGGCGAAGAAGGCCUACUCCGAGUAG
Molecule: messenger RNA, 1443 nt
Organism: Colletotrichum spaethianum
Lineage: Eukaryota; Fungi; Ascomycota; Sordariomycetes; Glomerellales; Glomerellaceae
Product: alpha-1,3/1,6-mannosyltransferase alg-2
Exons: 2
Coding region: 1-1443 (480 amino acids)
Molecular function (GO): GDP-Man:Man(1)GlcNAc(2)-PP-Dol alpha-1,3-mannosyltransferase activity; alpha-1,3-mannosyltransferase activity
Source: RefSeq, a predicted model, not a curated record